CAACCGAUCCUGAUUUCGUUCGCUUCAUAAACUUAGAAAUACAUAAAUGUAAUGGUGAAGAUGGAACCUGUUUCAGCGAUGCGUAUAUAACUCUUCAAACAACAUAUGAAUGCAUGAGGAGACAGAAAACUGAUUUUCUCACUGAACGUCCAAAAUGUGAAGCGGUCGAAAUGAAUGAUAUGCUGAAUAUAAAGAUACUCGAAGAGUUUCAGGAAGGUGGAGUAGAUGCCAUCGAGAAUAACCACCAGUCGGCUGGCGUUUCUCAAUCAUUCUUGGUGUUGUUGAACUUCUUGCAUGAUAUAAAAAGACAUGAAAUUGGCAUCAGGAAACUUCUAGCCUCCAAUCCCAGCACUACAUCAAAGGACACACAGAUUAUGACUGGAUUGGCACAUCACCUGUUUUCCCAGUUGGUACCAAACAACAAGUAUGAGGUCGAUAAAUAUGCAAAACAGCUCCCUAAAACAUGUGGGUGUGGCUGCAAUGGCGAUAUUUAUGGAGGAGACACUUCAAUAGUUCCACCAGUGGGAUUGAGCUGAAACUUGCCUGAAAU
This is a messenger RNA of Pecten maximus, 550 nucleotides long. RefSeq lists its product as uncharacterized. The transcript has 3 exons. Bases 114 to 536 code for a protein of 140 amino acids. The record is from RefSeq and is a predicted model, not a curated record. Lineage: Eukaryota; Metazoa; Mollusca; Bivalvia; Pectinida; Pectinidae.